AUGAAAGAGAUUGUCGUUAUUUAUUGCUAUGGAGGCGAUGGAAGCAUAUCGAAAGACUUGAAGAGAGGAUGGGUUCAAGCCGUACGACUCUUGGUGAAGAGGGCGAACCGAGCUUUACAAAUAGGGGACGUGCAUGGUGCCAUUUUGUUGAUAGUACUAUGUUGGGUCGAGAAGACGAGACAUAAUGUGAAUAGUUUUGGCGGCAAAAGGGGAUAUGGACGACCGUCUACCGAAGCUUCCGGAGAGGAAAAUGAAACAUAUGAUCUGUUUGCGAUGGAUAUGCUGAAUCCAUUGACCUGA
Messenger RNA from Fusarium graminearum PH-1, 300 nucleotides. RefSeq lists its product as uncharacterized. The transcript has 2 exons. The coding region runs from base 1 to 300 and encodes 99 amino acids. Lineage: Eukaryota; Fungi; Ascomycota; Sordariomycetes; Hypocreales; Nectriaceae. The record is from RefSeq and is a predicted model, not a curated record.